AUGCUUGUGUGCGUGCAGAAGGACUACAGCUCCCAUAGUGCAUGGCGGCCAGCACUUUGUAAACACUAAUGGAGUUUGAAGGGCGAAGAGACGGAUGAUUGUGUUUGUGCGCUAUAACCUCGGGCCAGGUGUGCCUGUGGAGCUGCAGGAGGAGGCAAGUGUUGCCCAACUGAAGGAGAUGGUGGGGAGUCAGCAAGGAGUGCAGCCAGAGCACCUCAGGGUGCUGUUCGCUGGCAGGUCACUGAGAAGCAAUGCCAAGCUGCAGGAUUGUGACCUCCCAGAGCAGAGUACCAUCCAUGUUGUCCUCCCUUCAUCAGGUUCUUCCUCCUCCCAGCUCGGCCUGUUGCAGGAGAGACUGGCUCGAGGCAAAGACGAGGAGCAGAACAGUCUGACCAGGUUGGACCUCAGCUCCUCACGCCUACCUUCCACCUCCUCGGGCCUGGCAGUGGUCUUAGAUGGGAGUGAUGGAGGAGAAGGUGUCAGAGAGGUGGAUGAGGCGGGAGAGGUGGAGCAGGCUCCAUGUUUGAAAGGUUCGCGUAACUGCAGUUUGUUUUUUGUGUACUGUAAGAGCUGCAGGUCCAUCCAACCUGGAAAACUGAGAGUACGCUGCGGCAGCUGCAAACAGACCACACUGACACUGAGUAGAGGUCCAUCCUGUUGGGAUGAUGUCCUUAUACGAGGUCGUAUUCAUGGUAUCUGUCAAACAGAAGAUUGUCAAGGCAACGUUGCGGAGUUCUACAUGAAAUGCGCAUCCCAUCCAACCUCAGAUGAAGACAUCUCUGUGGCCCUGGACCUCAUUAUGACCAACAGCAGAGACGUCCCCUGUAUUGCCUGCACUGAAAUCAUGGACAUGGUUCUAGUCUUCCAGUGUUUGGAACGUCAUGUGAUCUGUCUUGACUGCUUCCAUCGUUACUGUCAGACACGACUAAACGAGCGGCAGUUUGUGUGUCAUCCUGUGAUUGGCUACUCUCUACCAUGUGCUGCUGGAUGCAUCGACUCUCUCGUUAAAGAGUUGCAUCAUUUCCGGAUUUUGGGAGAUGAUCAGUAUGAGCGGUACCUGCAGUACGGGGCAGAAGAGUGCCUGCAGGAGAUUGGAGGACUCAUGUGCCCGUCACCUGGCUGUGGGGCGGGGCUUGUCCCACUUGAGGGCAGCAGAAGGGUGGAGUGUGACAGACAGCUGGGAUGUGGCUUUGUCUUCUGCAAAGACUGCAGAGAGGUGUACCAUGAGGGGGUUUGUCACGCAGAGCCCGUCCCACCCCCAGGUGAAGCCUCACAGGGUUUUGUUGUGGAGGAGGAGGCGUCCCUCAGAGGGAGGUGGGAUAGAGCCUCCCUGCUCCUGGUGCAGGAGUCAACUAAACGCUGCCCUAAGUGUUCCGUUCCUGUGGAAAGAAAUGGCGGCUGUAUGCACAUGCAGUGUCCUCUGUGCAAAGCAGAGUGGUGUUGGCUCUGUGGAGUCACCUGGAACAGAGAGUGUAUGGGAGACCACUGGUUUGGAUGACACCAGAUGUUCCCAGUUGUUGUCCAUAGACACUAAAGCACCUGUAAGAAGAAAUGAAACCACUGACCCGGCAAAUGCAGCUGAUAAUCAAAACUUUGGGGGUGGGGUUCUUAAAGAUUCUAAUGAGAGUGAGGUCCUUUCUGGUUCCGGCAGGUGAGUGUGGAUCUGAAGUCUGUUGAGCUUAUUUAUUAUUCUUUUACUAAAUAAUAAAUUGGAAUAAUUGAGAAGAAUCUUUGAAACAAACAGAUCAUUGAGGACUUGAGAAGUCGCUGAUUAAAGUCUAUUAAACAGAGAAUAGUUUGUGUUUUCUGUGGCCGGGGAUGGGGGAUGCACAUUUUAAACACUGACUGUGUAUUUUGGAUUGUUGUCAUCAAUUCAACACUCAACCAAAAACUGUGAAUCAAUUUACAAAAAAAUAAACUGGAUUAUUCAAAUCAA
Molecule: messenger RNA, 1936 nt
Organism: Labrus bergylta (ballan wrasse)
Lineage: Eukaryota; Metazoa; Chordata; Actinopteri; Labriformes; Labridae
Gene: prkn
Product: parkin RBR E3 ubiquitin protein ligase
Biological process (GO): protein polyubiquitination; regulation of apoptotic process; regulation of mitochondrion organization
Cellular component (GO): cytosol; mitochondrion; Golgi apparatus
Molecular function (GO): ubiquitin protein ligase activity; zinc ion binding; ubiquitin conjugating enzyme binding
Source: RefSeq, a predicted model, not a curated record